AUGUCAGCAAUGGGCUCAAACCCUGGACCUGCAGUCAUGAGUUACGGCAGAGCCCUCGCCAUGUUCGGUCCCCCUAAAACUCACACCGAAUCGACCCCCAAGGCUGAACGCGAGUUCCAUGUCGAGGGCCACGACUGGGCUGGCCUGACCAACUGGAUCCACAGAUGUAUAGAGACAGACAAGAAGUUCUUUGAGAUCACACUUCUUUCUUGCAAGAAGCAAAGGGAAGAUCAGCGCACCACAAUUAUCGAGAGACUGUCAAAGUGGAACCUCUCCGAUGAUGUUGCGGCAGGUUUUGGUGACGGCUCUUCGAGAUAUGGAAACCCAAGCAAGUACUGGCCUCACUCGAAAUCUCUCGACGGAAUGAAAGCGGAGGAAGCACGCAAGCAUCACUGA
This is a messenger RNA of Aureobasidium melanogenum CBS 110374, 396 nucleotides long. RefSeq lists its product as uncharacterized. NCBI's taxonomy places the organism in Eukaryota, Fungi, Ascomycota, Dothideomycetes, Dothideales, Saccotheciaceae. The coding region runs from base 1 to 396 and encodes 131 amino acids. The record is from RefSeq and is a predicted model, not a curated record. The transcript is spliced from 2 exons.